Molecule: messenger RNA, 1951 nt
Organism: Brachypodium distachyon (stiff brome)
Lineage: Eukaryota; Viridiplantae; Streptophyta; Magnoliopsida; Poales; Poaceae
Product: dihydrolipoyllysine-residue acetyltransferase component 5 of pyruvate dehydrogenase complex, chloroplastic
Exons: 6
Coding region: 239-1624 (461 amino acids)
Biological process (GO): pyruvate decarboxylation to acetyl-CoA
Cellular component (GO): chloroplast thylakoid; chloroplast envelope; pyruvate dehydrogenase complex
Molecular function (GO): dihydrolipoyllysine-residue acetyltransferase activity
Source: RefSeq, a predicted model, not a curated record
CCUGGACUCCGGGAGGCAAACCCAAAGCAAAGUCAUCGAGCAGCCCAGCUUCUGGCGCAUCGUCGUCGUCCUCGGCUAAUCCGCCCCCGCCUCCGAUACUCCCAAGGCGGCCGCAGUAGCAGCAGCAGCCGACAACAGCAAGCCAAGCGAAGCGGGGGCAAGGCAAAGCCAUCUCAAUUCUCAAAAGCCUCUCGCCAGCCUCUCCCCCUCCUCCUGCCCCCAUCCCCGCCACCUCGCAAUGGCCGGCCUCCUCCACCUCAACUCCACGCUGCUCCCCUCGGCGUCCCUGCUGCUCCGCAACCGCAGCGGCGGCCAGGCGGUGCGGCGGCGGCGCGCGUGCCGGGUGGAGGCCAAGAUCCGGGAGAUCUUCAUGCCGGCGCUCAGCUCCACCAUGACGGAGGGCAAGAUCGUCGCCUGGAACGCCGCCGAGGGGGACCGCCUCGCCAAGGGAGACCCCGUCGUCGUCGUCGAGUCCGACAAGGCCGACAUGGACGUCGAGACUUUCUACGACGGCUUCCUCGCCGCCGUCCUCGUCCCCGCCGGCGAGUCCGCGCCCGUCGGCUCCGCCAUCGCGCUCCUCGCCGAGUCCGAGGACGAGAUCCCGCUCGCCCAGUCCCAGGCCGCCAGCUUCUCCUCCUCCUCCUCCUCCUCCUCCUCCUCCUCGCCGCCGGCUCCCCAGGAAACCGCCGCCCAGGAAGCGUCCCCUCCCCCUCCUCCUCCGGCGCCCGUAGCGGUCUCUGCUCCAGCACCGCCCUCGCCGGCGGCACAAGGCGGGGCGCGCGUCGUUGCGUCGCCGUACGCCAAGAAGCUCGCGAAGGAGCUCAGCGUUGAUCUCUUUUCAAUUACUGGUUCUGGCCCAGCUGGGAGGGUUGUAGCCAAGGACGUCGAGGCUGCCGCAGCUGCGCCGGCCAAGAAGGCGGUACCAGUGGCAGCUGCCCGGCCGGAUGUGCCGUUGGGGUCCACGGUGCCAUUCACCACAAUGCAGGGCGCUGUGAGCAAGAACAUGCUAGAGAGCCUUGCCGUGCCUACGUUCAGGGUCGGGUACACCAUCACAACCGGUGCUCUCGAUGACCUCUACAAGAAAAUCAAGGGGAAGGGGGUGACAAUGACAGCGCUGCUGGCGAAGGCCACGGCAAUGGCGCUGGUUCAGCAUCCCGUGGUGAACUCCAGCUGCAGGGAUGGGCAGAGCUUUACUUACAACAGUAGCAUCAACAUUGCCGUGGCGGUGGCCAUCGAUGGUGGAUUGAUCACCCCAGUACUUCAGGAUGCUGAUAAGCUUGAUAUCUAUACAUUGUCAAGGAAAUGGAAGGAACUGGUUGAUAAGGCUCGCGCAAAGCAGCUGCAGCCCCAGGAGUACAACUCCGGUACCUUUACUUUAUCUAACCUUGGUAUGUUUGGAGUUGAUAGAUUCGAUGCGAUCUUACCACCUGGAACUGGAGCGAUCAUGGCCGUUGGAGCAUCGCAACCAACAGUUGUUGGUACAAAAGAUGGUAGAAUUGGAAUCAAGAACCAAAUGCAGGUCAAUGUUACUGCUGAUCAUCGGGUUAUUUAUGGAUCUGAUCUUGCUGCUUUUCUGCAAACUCUCUCGAAGAUAAUUGAGGAUCCCAAGGACCUUACAUUUUAGGUGCAUCAAAUGAUUCUUUUUCCCCAAGGCAAUCACAUAGGAUGCUUCUAGUAGAUGCGUAGCAUGUUUUCUGGUCGUGUGAAUUAGUUGUUUAAGCAGCCAGCUUUGUUGGCAUCAGGUAACCUUGUUACCUCCUCCUCAUUGGUUUGUUUUUCAAUAAAAGUUUUUACCUUCUGUUCAGAUAGGUGUCAAGCAUGAAUAUUUAUCUGAGUGCUCAUUAAUUGUGGAUUAUGUUGAGGCCAAUGUACCAUGGAUCAUGUCACUGUCACCAUUGAAUACAAAGAAAUGAAAUGUACUUUGUCACUGUGCGGCUAAAUAAAGCUAUUA